AUGAAAAAUCUAUCUUUACUAUUAUUGAUUGGUUUCCUUGGAACCAUCACCGCGAACCUUUGCAUUACGAAAACAUUGAAUUUCUGUCAAUACGGAUUCAAUCAGAAUCUGAAUGUCAGCUCGACGGCUGAUUGGACGAAUCCGGGCACUUUGAACUUCAUCGUUCGCUCGUAUUACUUACAGGGAAUAGACGGUCUCCUCGCCGUCUGCAACGCCCGUCAACAGUUCUCUCAAUGCCUCGGUGACCAAUAUGAUGCAUGCAUGUCCCCUCUCAAUUUCAUCGCCAGUGGAGAAUCUCCAUCUGAUGCUCAGUCCUACGUUCAACUCUUCAAAACUAUGGAAUUCGAUUGUAAUGGAGGAUUUAUUCAAUCCUCUCGAAACUGGCCAUGCAUCGCCACGAUCCUCCAAGUGAAGGAUGACAAGUUGAAUGAGUGCCGUCAGCAGUAUAAUACGGACCUUCAGAAGUCCCCAUCGGCCCUCUGCCAGGCGUCCGCCGACUACGAAACCUGUGUCCGUCGUCAAUUCGGCACCACGUGUGGAUCUGAAGUCUCGUGGUGGGCAUGUGAAAGAACUCGUCGUGGAUUAUCGAUUGAUUCCGAUUGCCCAUCGGAUACGUGCAGUUUGGUGGCUUCUGGAGCAGCGAUGACGUCAUCUGGAGACUUUAGAGACGAGAAAGCGUCUAAGUUGGUAUUUGACAUGCAUUCGGAUGUGAUCGAUGUGAUUCAUGAGAUUUCCGAGAGACAAAAGAGAGAACAAUAA
Caenorhabditis remanei is the source of this 759-nucleotide messenger RNA. RefSeq lists its product as uncharacterized. The record is from RefSeq and is a predicted model, not a curated record. Lineage: Eukaryota; Metazoa; Nematoda; Chromadorea; Rhabditida; Rhabditidae. The coding region runs from base 1 to 759 and encodes 252 amino acids. The transcript has 4 exons.